AUGAUGGGGGAGGUGGAGAUUUCCAUCAUGGCGGCUUCCAUUUCGGGCUACACUUUCAGCGCUGUGUGUUUCCACAGCGCCAACAGCAACGCCGACCACGAAGGAUUUUUGCUGGGAGAGGUAAGACAAGAAGAAACUUUUAGCAUCAGUGACUCACAAAUCAGCAACACAGAGUUUCUGCAAGUAAUUGAAAUCCAUAACCAUCAGCCCUGUUCAAAACUCUUUAGUUUUUAUGAUUAUGCAAGCAAAGUGAAUGAAGAGAGUUUGGACAGAAUCCUUAAAGAUCGGAGGAAGAAAGUUAUCGGGUGGUACAGAUUCCGGAGAAACACCCAGCAACAGAUGUCCUACAGAGAGCAGGUCAUCCACAAGCAGCUCACCCGAAUCCUUGGUGUGCCAGACCUUGUCUUCCUUCUCUUCAGUUUCAUCUCUACCGCCAACAAUUCUACUCACGCUUUAGAAUAUGUUCUCUUUAGACCAAACCGCAGGUAUAAUCAAAGGAUAUCGCUUGCUAUUCCCAAUCUAGGCAAUACUAGCCAGCAAGAGUACAAAGUGUCUUCAGUGCCAAACACCUCUCAAAGUUAUGCCAAAGUCAUUAAAGAGCAUGGUACUGACUUUUUUGACAAGGAUGGCGUCAUGAAGGACAUCAGGGCAAUUUAUCAGGUUUAUAACGCACUUCAGGAGAAAGUACAGGCAGUCUGUGCAGAUGUAGAAAAGAGUGAGCGAGUUGUUGAAUCUUGUCAGGCAGAAGUGAACAAAUUAAGAAGACAAAUCACUCAGAAGAAAAAUGAAAAGGAACAAGAAAGAAGAUUGCAGCAGGCCCUGUUAAGCAGACAGAUGCCAUCCGAAAGUCUGGAGCCUGCAUUCAGCCCCCGGAUGUCCUAUUCUGGGUUUUCAGCUGAAGGGAGAAGUACUCUAGCAGACCCGGAGCCCUCUGAUCCUCCUCCCCCUUAUUCUGAUUUCCACCCAAACAAUCAAGAGAGUACUCUGAGCCACUCUCGCAUGGAAAGGAGUGUCUUCAUGCCUCGGCCUCAGGCUGUGGGCUCUUCCAACUACGCUUCCACCAGUGCUGGACUCAAGUUCACUGGAAGUGGAGCAGAUCUUCUUCCUACCCAGAGUGCAGCUGGGGACAGUGGAGAGGAGUCAGAUGACAGUGAUUAUGAAAAUUUGAUUGACCCUGCAGAGUCCCCUCAUAGCGAAUACUCACAUUCAAAGAAUUCACAGCCCGUGACACAUCCCAGUGAGGACCCCAGGAACACUCAGACCUCCCAGAUUUAAGUAAACAAAUGAUACUCUCCACUUGGCACUGCUUUUCUUAAUGGCUUAUUGAGUGUUUGUUGAGGACUUACUCUGGGGGGAAAACUGCUUUCUCAGAUGCCGUGGCUCCUGAGUGGGGCAUCCUGUGCACAGAACUCCUGGAAUCCUCUGUGUGCUGGUCCUCACCUCUGGGAGCAGUGCACAGGUUCACAACAGAAUCAUUAUGAUAAUCAAAUUGUCCUAAUUCUGGUGCGAUUUAUGGAUGUACUAGUAAAUUUAGGCAGAGUGAAGCUCCUCGGUGUAGCCUGUUCUUUAAGAUAAAUUGGAGAUCAGAGACUAAGCACAAUUAGUCUGUAAUACUCUCUAAGUCAGAAACUUACCUCUGCACUAUCAUGCCUUGAAGUUUGCUUUUUCAAAGGGAAACGAGUUUAGCAGCAGCCUUCAAAGAACUUUCUAUGAUGAGCCAAAUUCAUCUUUGCCAGAAAAGAAAUUUUGUUAAUUCCAAGAAGCCUAAUUGGAACAAGUCAGACAUUCCUUCUCUCAUCUGCAUGGCUUUGUAAGAUGGGAAAAGAGAGCUUUGUUUCAAUGUUUUUCUACUAGCCUGAUGCGUAUUGUCACUUAAAAUGGUUGCCUUUUUUAAAAAUGUAGAAAUACUAAUCCCCGGUGAGUACUCGUCCAGAUCAGUGUCCUGAGGUCAGUUCCUUGUUUUUUGGUAUUCGGCAGCGACGGCACUGCAGCAACAUGGUUGGCCUCUGUUUUGGAGCCUCUGAGGGAGGCCGCACAACAGUGGAUAGCAGAAAGGAGGCGCCAGGCCUGAGUCUGUGGUGCCGCACACAGCGGACUUAGCUGAGCUCUGGGUAAAGGGUGUAAUGCGCUUAGUUCUGGCAGCUCCCGGGCAAGGCUUGUGGAGGAAAGACAGAUACCCAGGGAUCCUGAAGAAAGACCCACUGCAAGUCUGAGUAACCUUACCUUUUUUUUUUUUUUUUAAAGUUGCCAUUUGGGGAAAAUGCAAAUGUGUGGAGACCAUUGGGAUGCACUUACGCUUUUAUUUAAUUACUGCUUGUUUUCUGGUUUUGCCCAGAAUGUGUGAAACCACUAAAAAACAUUUCUCAAUAUGUUGGGCUACUGGAAGCGCACAGGUUUAUGAUGCUAUUGUUUAUGGCAUCAUCUGUCAGCCCAUGAUGGUUGGCGCUGAGCUGCCUUUCUCUGGACAAGUUAGAACGUGUAAGAGUAAAGGUGCCAUUGAGAGGCUUAAAAUCUGGUUCCAAAGGAUUCUUUUGAUUUUAUAGCGAUGUUUACUUGCGAGCUUCAGCUCCCAGUCUCAGACAGUGGAUACAGGCUUAGGAAUAAGAUGCUGGGCUACCCUGUUUUGGUUGUGCCCCAGGUCUGCAUUGUAACAGCUGUCCUGGUUUUUCUGGGCUCACACCACUGCCGUUUGAUUUGAAUGCUGAGGGUCACUUUAUCUGCCGUACGUUCCAGCUUUUAUCAGCUACCUACUAGCAGCUUCCGCACGGUCUGAAUUCCAGUUUUUUAAAGUGUCAUCACCAUCUCCUCUGUUCAGAUUUUGACAUUCAGGAAAAUACUCUUAUUUUUAUGCCAUACUGAAAUAUACAGUGUAUAUCGGACGAAGCAGUUAAAUGUGACAAUAAAAACUUAUUUAAUCAUGA
Psammomys obesus (fat sand rat) is the source of this 2921-nucleotide messenger RNA. RefSeq names its product abraxas 2, BRISC complex subunit (gene Abraxas2). The coding region runs from base 1 to 1275 and encodes 424 amino acids. The record is from RefSeq and is a predicted model, not a curated record. Gene Ontology annotation, biological process: attachment of spindle microtubules to kinetochore; mitotic spindle assembly; protein K63-linked deubiquitination. Gene Ontology annotation, molecular function: polyubiquitin modification-dependent protein binding; microtubule binding. The transcript is spliced from 9 exons. NCBI's taxonomy places the organism in Eukaryota, Metazoa, Chordata, Mammalia, Rodentia, Muridae. Gene Ontology annotation, cellular component: nucleus.